This is a messenger RNA of Nilaparvata lugens (brown planthopper), 624 nucleotides long. RefSeq lists its product as uncharacterized. The transcript has a single exon. Bases 1 to 624 code for a protein of 207 amino acids. The record is from RefSeq and is a predicted model, not a curated record. NCBI's taxonomy places the organism in Eukaryota, Metazoa, Arthropoda, Insecta, Hemiptera, Delphacidae.
AUGACCAUAGAGCAAACAUUGAUGAGAUCCAAGAAAAGCAUUGGUGGACUGACACAUGGCAGAGGAAUAAGAGAAUCUGUUCUAACUAAAUGGACUCUGGGGAUGACCCAUAUGCAGAACAUAUGUGAUGAACUUGAGGCAUUUGCUGGCGCUUCCUUUGGAACAAGUGAACAGCAUGUGGAUUCAAGGAUCUCACGCAUCAACCGAGACACUAAAGAUGCAGCCAAGCUUCAAGAGUGGUUAUCAACACAUCACCCUUUCCCUGAGAACAGCUAUGUCAUGUCUAUCAGCAGUGGCAUCAUUGAAGGAAGCGAAGUCAAUUGCCAUAUGGCCAGAGAGGUUGGUAGUUUGGGAAUCAAGAGAAUCAUAGGAGAUAAUUUUGCAGCAGUGAAAUUCAGGAGGAAAGAUGAAGUUACAUCACUGGCGACUGUUGACAAUGGUUUGAGAUUAGGCAAUGUCAAAGUAACCACAGUCAAUCCACUCACACUAUUCCAAAGAGUAUGCUUGUUGAAACAAAGCGAUUCUGAUAUUCAAGAUCUGCUGACAUAUGAACUUGCUCCAUACCCCAUGUCUUUGUUCACAGAGGAAGGAAUAAGAAAAGGAACAAAAUCAUCUUUCUAUUAG